Molecule: messenger RNA, 2903 nt
Organism: Acanthochromis polyacanthus (spiny chromis)
Lineage: Eukaryota; Metazoa; Chordata; Actinopteri; Pomacentridae
Product: electrogenic aspartate/glutamate antiporter SLC25A12, mitochondrial-like
Exons: 18
Coding region: 75-2126 (683 amino acids)
Biological process (GO): L-glutamate transmembrane transport; aspartate transmembrane transport; malate-aspartate shuttle
Molecular function (GO): L-glutamate transmembrane transporter activity; calcium ion binding; L-aspartate transmembrane transporter activity
Source: RefSeq, a predicted model, not a curated record
GUUUUCCUGCUCCGUCCGAGCGCGUGCGCUGCGCACUGCUCGCUCACGCUCACUGUGCGUGACGUCAAACCAGCAUGGCGGUCAAGGUGCAAUCUACCAAACGCGGGGACCCGAGUGAGCUGAAAACAAUCUUCCAGAAGUAUGCCAGUGUAGUGGACAAAGAUGGAGAGAGGUUUAUGACUCCAGGGGACUUUGUCCAGAAGUACCUUGGACUACACACACAAAUUCACCACAACCCUAAAACCGUACAACUCAUUGCUGCUGUGGCUGACACUACAAAGGAUGGGCUGAUCUCAUUCCAGGAGUUUCUUGCCUUUGAAUCGGUGUUGUGUGCACCCGACACGCUCUUCAUUGUAGCCUUUCAGCUGUUUGACAAGACUGGAACUGGAGCGAUUUCCUUCGAGAAUGUGCGGGACAUCUUCAGCCAGACCACAGUGCACCACCACAUUCCCUUCAACUGGGACUGUGAGUUCAUCCGUCUGCACUUUGGGCACGACCGCAAGAAACGCCUCAGCUACCUCGAGUUCACCCAGUUCCUGCAGGAGCUGCAGCUGGAGCAUGCACGCCAGGCAUUCGCCCAAAAGGACAAAGGGAAGAAUGGCGUCAUCUCUGCCAUGGACUUCAGUGACAUUAUGGCCACCAUCAGACACCAUAUGCUCACACCCUUCGUGGAGGAGAAUCUUGUCUCAGCUGCAGGUGGCAGUACCUCUCACUUGGUCAGCUUCUCUUAUUUCAAUGCCUUCAACUCCCUACUGAACAACAUGGAGCUGAUCCGCAAGAUCUACAGCACUCUGGCUGGCACACGGAAGGACACGCUGGUGACCAAAGAGGAGUUUGUUCAUGCUGCCAACAAGUUUGGUCAGAUUACUCCCAUGGAAAUUGACAUCUUGUACCAGUUAUCAGGCCUUCACUCUCCCUCUGGACGUCUGAACCUUGCAGACAUUGAAAGAAUAGCUCCAUUAGAGGAGGGAUGUCUGCCCUACCACCUGGUCGAAACCCAGAAACAGGCCCAUGGAGACAGUUCCAGGCCUGUGUGGCUCCAAGUUGCAGAGUCAGCCUACAGGUUCACCCUGGGCUCCAUCGCUGGAGCCACGGGAGCGACAGCAGUGUACCCCAUCGACCUGGUGAAGACUCGUAUGCAGAACCAGAGAUCCACAGGAUCCUUUGUUGGAGAGCUGAUGUACAAGAACAGCUUUGACUGUGCCAAGAAGGUGCUUCGCUACGAGGGCUUCUUCGGCUUCUACAGAGGUCUGGUUCCUCAGCUCAUAGGUGUGGCACCUGAGAAAGCUAUCAAACUCACAGUGAAUGACUUUGUGAGAGAUAAAUUCACCACUAAAGACAACACGAUUCCUUUAUUUGCUGAGAUUUUGGCUGGUGGCUGUGCUGGAGGCUCGCAGGUGAUCUUCACCAACCCACUGGAGAUUGUGAAGAUUCGCCUGCAGGUGGCAGGCGAGAUCACCACCGGACCUCGAGUCAGUGCACUCAAUGUGGUCCGUGACUUGGGCUUCUUUGGACUCUACAAGGGUGCUAAAGCUUGUUUCCUAAGGGACAUCCCCUUCUCAGCCAUCUAUUUCCCCGUGUACGCUCACACUAAGGCUUCCCUAGCCGACGAACAAGGCAGGGUGGGACCUUUGCAGCUUCUCACUGCUGGAGCAAUAGCAGGUAUCCCUGCAGCCUCCCUCGUGACGCCUGCUGAUGUCAUCAAGACGCGUCUGCAAGUGGCAGCAAGGGCUGGACAGACGACUUACUCAGGAGUCAUUGAUUGCUUCAGGAAGAUUAUGAGAGAGGAAGGCUUCAGGGCUUUGUGGAAGGGAGCUGGAGCUCGUAUGUGCCGGUCCUCUCCUCAGUUUGGUGUGACUCUGGUGACCUAUGAACUGUUGCAGCAGUGGUUCUACGUUGACUUUGGAGGACAUCGUCCGGCAGGAUCUAGUCCCACACCCAAGUCUCGUAUCUCAGAGCUUCCUCCCAUCAAUGCAGACCACGUCGGCGGCUACCGCCUGGCUGCAGCUACCUUCGCCGGAGUGGAGAACAAAUUUGGCCUCCACCUGCCUAAAUUCAAGUCCUCCGGUGUGGUUUCCAUACAUCACCCAGAGCCACCAACUGCCACGCCAGCUCAGGCGCCAUAGAGCCCUGAAUUUAAAUAUCACUUUGCCAUCCCUCUCCACCACUACCAGGAGCCAGACACUUAGAUAGACACACAAAACAAAGCACACAGUUAACACACUCUCCACAAAUGACGGGGCCAUUAGCUCAGCGGCAGGCAACACCGGCUCCGUCGAGGGUGUUCUCCUUUGGACAGCAGCCAGCCGUAGAGGUGGAGCUGGCUGCAGCGACGUACAACAGAGCAGACGGCGACGGGACCAGAGCGCUGACUGUGUUGUAUCUUCAGUGGCUGCACGCUCCUGGCAACUCCAUCCUUUGUGUUCUUCUCUCCAGCAUUUGUAUAAAACUGGGCCUUGAGCACUCCUCUCUCUCAUGAGUAGCUGAUAUGAUUUUUGUUCUGUUUUCGGUCUGAUACUCGGUAUGAGUAGGACUUCUCUUAUUGGACAGCGGGCGUAGAAAAUAAUAGAUUGAUCUGCACGGUGUGUGGGGCUUUACUCUUGAUCUCUCCUCACACAGGAGGCUACAGACUGUACAUAUUGUAUAACUGUACUGAGAAGAUGUUACAAGACAAAGUUCUGUAACAUUCAGUCGGCAUCAUUACACAGUAAUAGUAAUGUGAUGGCAACAUGGGGCCUUUGGUCCCGGUCAGAGAAUCACUCUUACUGAUGUACAGAACUUUUCAAUUAUGUGUUUUCUUGAUAAGAUUCAGGAGAAGAGAAUUAGGUAUUAAUAAAUUAAAUGUAUCUCAAACCAGUCAUUGUAUUUUAAUUAAAUAAAUCAUCCAUAUGGUUUUAAUUUUA